AUGUCGCUCACCAUCCCCACAAAUCUCUCCAAAUCCAUCACAACCCCCAAAUUGGCUUCUCAGUUUGCCACAAAACCCAGGGCCGCCACCGUUGUUUGCCAGGCUACUUCUCCCAACCAGUCUGCCGAGCAGUCUUCCACGAGUUCCCAGCUCAAGGCGCUUUCGGCGGCGCUUGCUUUGUCCUCCAUCAUCUUAUCCGCUCCAGUCUUGCCUGCUUCCGCAGACAUUGCAGGCCUGACCCCUUGCAAAGAAUCCAAGCAGUUCCAGAAGCGGGAGAAGCAGGAGAUCAAGAAGCUUCAGUCUUCCCUCAAGCUCUAUGAGCCUGACAGUGCACCCGCUCUCGCCAUUAACGCCACCAUCGAGAAAACUAAGCGCAGGUUCGAUAACUAUGGGAAGCAGGGGCUGCUGUGUGGAUCCGAUGGGCUCCCUCACUUGAUAGUGAGCGGUGAUCAGAGGCACUGGGGUGAGUUCAUCACCCCGGGUAUCUUGUUCUUGUACAUUGCUGGAUGGAUUGGGUGGGUUGGAAGAAGCUACCUGAUUGCAAUCAGGGGUGAGAAGAAGCCCGCGAUGAAGGAGAUCAUCAUCGAUGUUCCACUGGCCAACAGUCUCGUCUGGAGAGGUUUCAUCUGGCCUGUUGCUGCCUACAGAGAGUUGGUCACUGGAAACCUCAUCGAUCCCAACGUCUAAUAUUUCAAUUCUUGUAUCUGUCAAUACCCCAAAGCUUUAUCCUUCUCUGCAUCUGUUAUGCUUGCUUUUGCUUGAUUCUGAAUAUCAAAUGUAUCGGAGAAUUGCAACGA
This is a messenger RNA of Andrographis paniculata, 797 nucleotides long. Its product is annotated as photosystem I reaction center subunit III, chloroplastic. NCBI's taxonomy places the organism in Eukaryota, Viridiplantae, Streptophyta, Magnoliopsida, Lamiales, Acanthaceae. Gene Ontology annotation, biological process: photosynthesis. The coding region runs from base 1 to 687 and encodes 228 amino acids. Gene Ontology annotation, cellular component: photosystem I; chloroplast thylakoid membrane; photosystem I reaction center. The record is from RefSeq and is a predicted model, not a curated record. The transcript has 2 exons.